Messenger RNA from Trichoderma gamsii, 1236 nucleotides. RefSeq lists its product as hypothetical. Gene Ontology annotation, cellular component: Rad51B-Rad51C-Rad51D-XRCC2 complex; Rad51C-XRCC3 complex; replication fork. The record is from RefSeq and is a predicted model, not a curated record. Gene Ontology annotation, molecular function: ATP binding; ATP-dependent DNA damage sensor activity; four-way junction DNA binding. Gene Ontology annotation, biological process: reciprocal meiotic recombination; meiotic DNA recombinase assembly; DNA repair. NCBI's taxonomy places the organism in Eukaryota, Fungi, Ascomycota, Sordariomycetes, Hypocreales, Hypocreaceae. The coding region runs from base 1 to 1236 and encodes 411 amino acids. The transcript has 6 exons.
AUGCCAUCCAUGGCCAUGAUACAGCCAGUUUUGACAUACCAAGCUCCACCCGUGAAUCGUCUCCCAACUGUGCCGGCUUCACAGGCUCUGGAAGAUUUGAAAGCUGAUCCGGCUGCUCACAUCUCGACAGGCCUGGCAGCUCUUGACUGUGCACUGCUAGGGCUGGGCUCGGAGGAUUCUCAAAAUGCUGCUAUGCAUGGAGGCGUCAAGCGUGGCCAGGUAACCGAGAUAUGGGGUCCUCCUGGCUGCGGCAAGACUGCAUUAGGGAUUCAACUGGCCGCCAAUGCCCUGAGUGAUGGUAACGGUGUGGUCUGGAAACUGCAAACACAUAGAAUGGCAAAUGUGCUAAAGACCGUCAAAGAAUCCCGAAUGUUGGCGGAUAUAGAGAGUAUUCAAGAUAUAGACCCGGCCAAGCUGGUUCACUACUCUUGCAUGACGCUGCCUCAUCUGCUUGCGUUUAUAUCUCGACCAACAACAACCGCCAUUGCUUCAGAUGUUUCGCUCAUCGUCAUUAGCUCUUUAUCAGCUUUGAUAAAUUCCUCUUUGCCGAGGUCUUUGGAAGCAAAGGGGAGCAAAAAGCCUGCAAAGGGUCCCACUCAAGCUUCAAAACGCCUUCAAGGCCUGCAGUUUAUAAUCACCACGUUGCAAAAGCUCGCCGCAACUAAGAACUGCGCCGUGGUACUUUUAUCGCAAUGCGCAACCAAGAUGCGAAGCGAGCAGAUGGCUACGCUAAUCCCGUCGAUCAACACCACCGUCUGGGAGCAGGGCGUGUCUACAAGGCUAGUUCUAUUCCGGGACUGGGCGUGGAACGCCAGCAAGUCGUCGAGCGUCUUUCUAGCUGGCCUGCAAAAGGUUGAUGGCAGGGUGGCCCAAGACGCCGUCGAGCAUGUAUCUGCAUUUAAAGUUGAAUCUGCCGGCAUAUCAAGUGUCCACUACGAAGCCAACAGCUCAGAUAUGGAGGUGGCGGUUAUGGCACCGCGACCAAAGAGGAAACUGGGGCAGACGGAUCUGGAGGUGCCGGACAGCGACGACGACGAAGACUAUGGCUGGGCAGAUGAGGAUGAAGAUGCGUUGCCACCGCCGCCGUCUCAAUGGCAAGGCAGCGAGGAUCUUAUCUUGGGCGAAAACGCUGGCCUAACCGAGGAUGAGUCGGAGGCGGAGGAAGGGCUCCAAGAUUACUAUUAUGAGGACGACGAGACCGGGGAUGGCGACCGAAGUAACAACGAGACUGACUGA